This is a messenger RNA of Phaethon lepturus (White-tailed tropicbird), 553 nucleotides long. RefSeq names its product BTB (POZ) domain containing 19 (gene BTBD19). The record is from RefSeq and is a predicted model, not a curated record. Gene Ontology annotation, molecular function: protein binding. The transcript is spliced from 5 exons. Lineage: Eukaryota; Metazoa; Chordata; Aves; Phaethontiformes; Phaethontidae. The annotation marks the transcript as partial.
CGACGUGACGUUCGUGGUGGGCCGGGAGCAGCAGAAGGUGUUUGCGCACCGCUGCGUGCUGGCGUGCCGCUGCCAGGCUUUCCGGGGGAUGCUCAGCCAGGGACUGGUGGGCAGCGAGGACUCCCCCGGCAGCAUCCCACCCCAGGACCCCUUCGUCCUGGGCAACGUGCAGCCUGAGGUCUUCCUGGCUGUCAUCGAGUUCCUCUACACCAACAGCGUCACUCUCAACAGCCACAUCGCGCUGGAGGUGCUGACCUCAUCGGUGGAGUACGGCUUGCAGGACCUGUGCAAGCUCUGCGUUGAGUUCAUCAAGGACACACUGAGCGUGGAGCAGGUCUGCGAGGCUCUGCAGGCUGCGGUGACCUACGGGCAGGCAGACCUCCAGCAGCACUGCCUGGCCUUCAUCGAGGGCUGCACCACGGAGGUGGUGCGGACACAGGGCUUCCACGAGCUCUCCGACGAGGUGCUGGCGCGGGUGCUGCGCAGCGACCGCCUGGCCGUGGACGAGCUGGACCUGGUGCAGGCUGUGCGGGAGUGGGCGCACGUCAGCUCG